UUGUUGGUGCAUAAGGCCUUCAUCACCCUGAAAACCAAGAUCGCUACGACCCCAAUUCUCCGCCACAUCGUCGAGGCGAGAACGCCGGCGGUUAUUGUAUAUGCCAGUGAUUGGGCGAUAUCGGCUUCAUUGACGCAAGAACACGACGAGAUCUACCACCCGGUUGCGUUCUCCAGCCGCACCCUGAAGACGAACGAGUUAAAUUACAAUGUGACCGAAAAGGAGGUGUUGGCAUUGCUGAGGAUUCUGGAUCUCUACUACAAAAUACUAAUCGGCCCGAGUGAAGCGUCGUUCAGCGUGAUCGUGUGGAGUCUGCCCGGGUGGGAGGUGGUCAAAGCUAGAUCGGGCUAUCUCGAGAGCCUCACCGUGAACGAAGCAGAAUACAACGACCUACUCCUGGGACUCGACAUGCUAGAGGACCUAGAUCGCAAGCGACUAGUGAUCUGCGGUGAUACCAACUUAGUGAUCCGACAAGUACGGGGCGAGAUCGAUUGCAAGACACCCGGGCUGACGCUAUUGAAGUGGAAGGCCCUCGACCGCCUGACGAAAUGGAGCGAUCAUGAAUUGGUGCAUGUGAAGAGAGACUGGAAUGGGAGCACCGACAUGCCGCUUUGCAACGACAAGGUGGGAUCGAGGUCCAAGGAGGGCCCGAACACGAAGACCUGCUUCUCGAGUAAGCUCACCCGAGGGAUCAUGCAAGAGGACCUGGUCCGGGAGAUGCGGGUCGAUCGGAUCAGGCAGGCUCAGGAGGAGGAAGGCUGGAUCACAGGUAUGAAUAAGUAUCUGGGUGGCUCGAUCGCUGACUUCACGCAAGCGGAAGCAAGAUCGUACGGCAAGAUCGCGGCCGACUAUGAUGUGGACGAACAUGAUCUACUCGUUUCCUGCCCACCCACGCCGAGAUCGGGGGACGAUCGCGAUCGGUUGCUGAGACUAGUGGUGCCCGAAAUGUUGGAUCAGUUCCACUGGAGAGGAUUAUAUCGCGUUCAGCGAUAUGUGGGCAAAUGCGUGGACUGUAAAACGGGAAAAGGAAAACCGGUGAUCCGGGGUGAAUCACCGGGGAACUUGCAGGCGGCAUACCCGUUCCAGAUCAUUGCGAUGGAUCAUAUACCGUCGCUGCCCAGAUCCCACAAUGGGAAUACCGAUUUAUGGAUCUGGGUCGAUCUGUUCACGGGAUACGUGAUCGCGAAAACUAGCUCAUCCCGGUCGGCCCAGACGGUCUCGGAAUCGUACGAAGAGUGUGUAUUUCGGCGAUUCGGUGCCAGCAAGAGAAUCCGGCACGCUCGAGAACCCGGCUUCAUGUCCGACUUCUUCCGGGCGUUUAACAAGAUCCUGGAAUAA
Messenger RNA from Phytophthora megakarya, 1338 nucleotides. NCBI's taxonomy places the organism in Eukaryota, Oomycota, Peronosporomycetes, Peronosporales, Peronosporaceae. The record is from the annotation of a GenBank genome assembly.